Molecule: messenger RNA, 771 nt
Organism: Orbicella faveolata
Lineage: Eukaryota; Metazoa; Cnidaria; Anthozoa; Scleractinia; Merulinidae
Product: serine-rich adhesin for platelets-like
Source: RefSeq, a predicted model, not a curated record
AUGAACUUGGAACCCUUCACCAGUACUAGUAGCUGUGAGUCUUCUUCCAAGGCUAUGGCUGACCAAGCUCUUACUAGCACUACAAGAAAUCAGGCCUUCACUAGCAGUAUGAUGAAUCAGUCCUUUACCCAAACUCUGAGCAACCAAGCCUCUACCAGCAUUCUGGGCAAUCAAGCUUCAACCGACACUCAUGGCAACCAAGCCCCAAAUAGCACUCCAGGCAACCAAGCCUCCAUUAGCUGUCUCGGCAAUCAAGCCUCUACCAGCAUUGUGAUCAACCAAGCAUCUACCAGCAUUGUGAUCAACCAAGCCUCUACCAGCACUCGGAGCAACCAAGCCUUUACCAGCACUCUGAGUGACCAAGCCUUUACCAGCAAUCUGAACAACCAAACCUCCUCUAGCAGUCUGACAAACCAAGUCUUCGUCAGCUCUCUUAGCAAACAAGCCUUCAUCAGCGCUCUGAGCUUUCUAGCCCCCACGCUCAGCAAUCAAGCCUCCAGCAGCACUGUUGCCAACCAAUCCUCUACCAGCACUCUCAGCAGCCAACCCUCUACCAGCACUCUCAGCAGCCAAUCCCGUACCAGUUCAAUGGGUAACCAAACCUCAUUGCUUAUGUCCAUAAUGUCACUCCUGUUUUAUCAAGCACAAGAACUGAUGCUAAAACUGCAACAAGCAAGUAUUUUGAAAUGCAGUUGGAAACGAAGGAUGGCGUACGACGAGGUGUUUGCUUUUCGUCGUCAAAGCUGUCAGAAUUUCAGUCUGUUGAAGUAA